Molecule: messenger RNA, 2959 nt
Organism: Aedes albopictus (Asian tiger mosquito)
Lineage: Eukaryota; Metazoa; Arthropoda; Insecta; Diptera; Culicidae
Exons: 2
Coding region: 912-2651 (579 amino acids)
Molecular function (GO): actin binding
Source: RefSeq, a predicted model, not a curated record
AGGGGAAAAUGAGGCAAAAUGGGCACUUUCAUUCAAUGACACAAAUCAAGGUGUGUCCCAUAGAAUGCACCUGUAAAUUCUACAUCAAGAAAAAAUUGUUGGUUAGCCGCAAUCAGUUGAAACUAUUUUUUAAUCCAGAAAAACAGUAUUUUUAGGGGAAAAUGAGGCAAAAUGGACACUUCCAGUCAAAGAUACAGAUCGAGGUAUGCUCCAUAGAAUGCACCUGUCAAUUCUACAUCAAUAAAAAAUUGGUUGAUUAGCCGCAAUCAGUUGAAACCAUUAUUUAAUUCAGAAAAACAGUGUUUUUUAGGGGAAAAUGGGGCAAAAUGGACACUUACACUCAAUUCCGGUGAAUGAAACUAUCACCAAUCGAUUCCUUGGCAUUUUUCCAUUCGGAAAAGAUGGGCUUCAAAGAUCGCAACCAGCCGCAAUAAUUAGGUGCCUUUUUGGGUCGGUUUUUCCCACUGUGCGUCGCGUCGGAUCGGAAUUGGUCAGUUGAUUUGCGCGGAUCACUAGAUGUUGCGUUGGGUUUCGCGCGCAGUCCUAGUCGCGGCGUGACCCAGAAUGGACACGUUCCUUUUCGAUUGGUUUGCAUUUUGAAUUUUGAAUCGUGCUUCUUCCAGUAGAACCGAAUGCAUACCUAAGUAUUUAAUUAAUCGUUGUGUGUCUUGUGUUAGCGUGGCGAAAACGCUUGUGAUAAUCGCAAUAAGCUGAUAAACAACAGUCGAAGGAAUUUCCAAGAUAAAGUGUUAAGAUUAGAUAAAACACAGCACCUUCUUGAACCGGUGAACAGAAAACCUGAACAAAAGCUUCGUAAUCAGUUGGUGAUCGCAUUUGAGGUCGUGAAGUCGAGUGUGAAAUUGGUUUGAAUCGUGUUGUUGGUACGCCAACGGAAUUACAGUACCUACGUGAUGACGGUUUUAAGUUCUGGGGAAUGUGAUGGUGCCCCGGCAGCAGCACCCCCACCACCACCACCACCCAUCAUCAGUUCAGCGGCAUCGCCAAAGGGGGCGACGUUACCGCGCGUCAACAACGGCCCUAAGGCAGGUGGUCCAGCAGAUCCGAACCUUCUGAUGGCCGAUAUCCGGAAUGGAGUUACACUGAAGCCAACCAAAACUAAGGAUAAAAGCACCCCGGCGUUUAUCAAGAAAUCAGGCGGUGCCAACAGCGGUCCAUCUUCGCCACCGCCCGCACAGCUCAACGGCAACGAUGACGACUCAUCGAUGGCCGGCGUGAAGGACGCCCUCCAGGAGGAAUUACGAAACACUCUCAAACGAAAGGUAAAAAAGCAGGACGUCGAACGAGGCGACUGCACCAAGAAAGACGAAAUCGAAAAAUCUAUGGAGAUUAAUCGAACCGAGGUUCAGCUGAAGGUGAACACCAGUGGGAAGAGUUCGCCACCGAUCGUGGCGAAUAAGGAUACACCGGAUGCAGUUAUUGUUAAGAGCAACGGAGUUCAGAGAGUGCCUAGUAAAGUUGUUAAAGUCAGCAGUGCUUCAAACGGGGUAUCGGUUGCUGCUACAGCUCAUAUCAAAACGUCUCCAGUCUUGGCGAAGAAGGUUGUGCCAACCGUCAGCCCAAGCAAGCUCAAUGGAGUACCGCCAACUUUUGUGAAAACACAACUGAAUGGUAAUGCAGGUAAACCACCGGUCGUUGUGAAUGGAAACAAAUCGGCAAUCAACCAGACAACGAGUCAAAAUUCAGUAACAAAUCCAGCUCCACCGAAGCCGGCGAGACUUCAGCAAAGCAAUGUGCUAGAUAGCUCCAAGCCAGUUAGUUCUAGUAAUGAAUCAUUAAAACAACACAACCCAGUGAAAGUAGAUAUCAAGCCAUUUGAAGGCUCAACAAGAGUGCCACUGAAUGGAACGCUGAGGAAAGUCAGCCCUCAAAAAGCCCUAACGAUUGACAUCAACGUUAGUCAGGAUGACCGACUGAAGAAUACUAUCUUAUCUCCGGACGUGGUGAGCGGAAACGCAGCGAUACGACCGUCGCAGAUAAAAUCGCUGACUCAGAAAGGCGGUCACGUUUCUCAUACCGACAUAGUGGAGAACCCCAAACCAGUAGGCAAAAGCCCGAUUUCACUUGUGGAAUCCCCUCCGUACAGCUACACGCCUCCCACCCCCAAGAGUGUCAGUCCGGCAAGCAGUGGCCAAGCCUCCCCGCGAAUUUUCACUAGAACCACAAUUCUUGAUACAAAAAUUAGCAAAACUCUACUCUCACCAGACCCGAAUGCUCCCCAGAAAAAGCUCAUGAUAUCCCACCCGAAGGCCAGUUUCACCCUAAAGCGCAACAGUCAGCACAAACCCGAGAGUGUCCACCCAACCGAACCCAAGCCAGUCUUCCGAAUUCUGUCAAACCUCGAACAAUCCGAACGAGCGGAAACAGAACAAAAGUAUAACACGUUGCCACGGCAGCACACGAAAAGGGAUCCACCCGUGCCGGACACACCCGGAGUGGAGCCCGUUCUCAUCUCGCACGUGAGCUUCGCCAAAGAGCUAUCCAACGCGCCCAACAACUAUCCGGAUGUGGUCAUGAAAACCACCACCGUCGGUGUCGUGAAGCAGGAUCUAUUCCUCGACAGCACCAAUCUACGUGAUAUUAAGAUCGAUAUCGUCGGCGGAGGUGGCCAAUUGAAGGUUGUAAAGAAGUAGAUUGAACAUGCACACAGAGAGUGCGUGUGCCGAAUAGUUCCGAUAAGCACAGUCAGUGUAGUAGGUAUACGUUUAAGACUGAGAAAAUGCGUAGCAACGUGAUUAUAGAGCGGAUGGUUUGAAUUCUAGCACGCAAAUGGGUGGGUUGUGUUCGAAUGCUUCCGUGGGAAAGUGAUUGCAAAUCACGAAAAUACAUGCAAAGUUCCAUAUAUAAUUGUUAGGUUUAGGUUUCGAAACAGCAUACUUUCAGUCACUUUAGUUUAUAAUGUUAUUGUUAAUUGUAUGAAAUAAAGGAAAUUUACAGAAUA